AACCCGACUGAAGUCACUGCGUCAAUAUUUCACAUCAGCGCCGUGGAGACGACGCCGAGGACAGCGAGUAAUUUAUAUUUAAUUUGAUUAGGAGGCGUCAAGGCUGCUGAAGUUGAAUUUUCGGCUCUAUUUUCUGCGUCAACAAGGUGGAGGCUGAGUUACCUGAAGGAGGUUUGAUAAGUUAGAGCAACGACGAUUCUCAGGUGCAGCUUAAACCGGACACACAUGGAUGUCAGGAGGAGGAGGCCCAGUGAUGCUGCCCACCUCAGUCUACUCAGCACCAAAUAGUCAGCUGAGCAGCCACCACAACACCCCUGAAGAGGACGAUGAGACAAUGAGCACCGAGCAGCAACAAGCCAGCAUUGCCCACCAUCCAGACUCCACCUCCCACCGUGACGCCCACCACCCUCCUCCAGACCACGCUUUGCUCCGCGAUGGCUCCAUGUUCAGCAGACAGCGGUCGGACCAACACAUCCACACACUCCCCCAAAGCAGCUUCUGCUCAUCCCAGCCCCAUCACAGCCUGCCGGCCGGGUACAUCCAGCCGACUCCGUUCCCGAGCCAUGUCGAAGGCAGCUGGCUCCACCCGAGCUUCCCCAGCGGCUCGUCUGCGUAUCCCAACAGCCUGCCAUCCUGCCUGAGCCAGAAAGAUUACUCCGGGUACUCCGCAGAGAGCUGCCUGUCCAGGUACAAGUUCCUUUCGCUGCCCAACAGCCACAUGGCCAGCAUGAGCAGCCUGGAGCAGCCGAUGUCUCUGCGCUCCAACCCGCCGUCAGCUGAGCUCUGCCACCACACACUGUCUCCGUACUCGUGUUCGCCACAGGGAGCUGCCUGCUGCGCUCAGUGUCCCCCAGAGGCCUUCAACAGGGGGCCAGUGGUCAACAAGCGCCCCUGGCCUCAGUACCAUCCUGCUUACCCCCCGUACUAUCCGGGUGACUGCAGACUUCCUGGAGCUGAAUUCACACAGAUUGGCCACAACACUCCACCCAAAGAGAGGCAUCCUCCUUACAGCACGCCGCUGUCUCUGGAGCAGCGGAAGGUCUUUGUCACUUACGAAGCGGACAACGACAAACACGUCAAGGAGAUCAUCAACUUUGUUGCUCUGCUGCGACACAACGGCUUCGACACACAUAUUGACAUAUUUGAGCAGCAGUUCAGGAGCAUAAGUAAGAUUGACUUCAUGGAGCGUUACCUCAGUGAGAAAGAGUAUCUGAUCAUCAUCAUCAUCAGUCCGAAGUACUACGAGACGGUGACGGCCUCCCCUGUCGGCCUGGAGAAUGACGAGAGGACCUUCAACACAGUUUACAUUCAUAAACAGCUCCAGACUGAAUUCAUCCAGAAUGGAAGCAAGAAUUUCAGGUUCAUUCCCAUUUUGUUCCCCGGGGCCAAAAAGUGUCAUGUCCCGAACUGGCUUCAGAACACACAUGUUUACGGAUGGCCACGUGAUCGGGACGACAUUUUGCGGCGGCUCAUGAGGGUGGAAAAGUAUAACCCGCCUCCCAUUGGAGAACUACCGACCAUCGUUUCCAUCCCCAUAUAGAAAACUGUGAGCGGAAGACUCAGACUGGACUGAAAUCCAAAGCUUGCUUUCUGGAAUGCUGUCGGUCAUUGUUGAGGUGAACAGGGACGCAUGUGUGGAAAACCAGUGGGGUCAUAUUUUAUCUCAUUUUUCUUGACAUUUUAUUAAUAGCACUUGUGUCUACAAGUUGUUUUUUUUCACAAUUGUAAGGCACAACCUUAGAAGUCGGUCCUUCAGUAGGAUCAAACAUUAACUUGUCGCCUCCCUGGUUGGUCUCUUUGCGCAAAAUUGUAGGGCUGCCCAUGACCAAAGACUUUCCUAGUUGACUAGUUGUUGCACAUUUAUGAUCUUAACUUAAUCAUCUAAAUAUACAUCAGAAAGUGAUUAUGGGUUCCAUGGCUGAGUGACAAUGUUACAAGUAAGCUAGCCCUGCUAACUCGAACACAAAACCACAGCUAAUAAUGAGGCUUAAAAAUCUAAAUAUUACAAGUGUGCAGACGAAGGAAGCUGUAGCAACGCCGGCAAAAACAGUAACCAUUCUGAAUGUGUCAGAAAAACCAGCAAGAAGAUUGAACAGUUUGUUAUUGAACCGAAUCGUACAGUAGCCAUGGUCCAACAAAGCACUCGUCCUCGGUCAGUUUUCACAACAACUGUAGGAGCCGAUCCUAAUGCUGCCAUCAGUCUGUUGCUGCCCACACUGGCCUUCUUUAAAACGAGACACUUGGCUGCGUCAUCGUGGUUCGGUGGACCAUCAAAACAUCAUAAUGUAUGCAUAUUCAGGCCUGACAACUGUUCUGGCAGGAACCCUGAGAUUGCAUGUAACCUUCUUUGGGUUGCUCUUUACCUUCUGAAGUUAUUCCACACUUCAGAUUUCCUGCCAACACAUGUAAUUAAUUUUUAAUAUCUGAGACCAGCUGUGUAAACAACAACAUCUGUCUGUGGGGUUAAAGUAGUUCUUUUUCUUCCUGCAACCAUCUGACCAAUCAAAACUCCCCUCACAGACUAACGUUGGGGAUCUUUUUGGAGGGAGCCCAACAAAAUCUUACUUUCUUUUCCUUCUUUUCAUUGACAGUAUUUAAUGUCCACUUUUUUUCCCCCACACCUGCAAGGUGCAGCAUUUAAAGUCGCUCCUUCACAGGGGUCUAAUGUGAACUUUCGCUGGUUAGCCUCUUUGCAAGAAGUUGCACCUAAAGACACCCAACUAGCGACUCAUCGUCAGAUAUUGAACUUCUUAUUUUGCCAAAGUUGAUCUAAACACAUUGGAGUGUAAGUUGUUCUCCAGGAAAAACCAUGAGCAAACAUUAAAGGCCAGUUUAUUGUUACUGCUUCCCUGUGUUGCCUCUGAAAGUGGACAUAAUACUGGUUCUAUACAUAGUUCAGCAGGCAGCUUUCAGUCUGCUGUGCUGGAGCUCCCAUUGCCAUUCUUAUCAAACACAGAAAAACACAUGGGGCUUCUGAAAGCUUGCGUCUUUUCGCUUUUCACAGGAUAUGACAGCUGCUUACAGAUUUGUCUCUUGUCAACCUGCUUGUUCCUGAAGUGUGGCGAACACAGUGACCUGACAUAGCUCGACAUUCCUGGAGAAUCUAGAACUUGCUGUGGUGCUUGAGCAGCGUUCAUGGAAAGCAUGUACAAAUCAAAACACCUAAAUCCCUGCAGCAACUACUUUAAUUACAGGUCUUUUAAUAAUGUGAAAUAACAGUGUGGGUGAUGGUGGAUGUGCUCGUACAGUUUGUUUUGAGCACCGUUUAUUUUCCUGGCGCACUCACGGUGUGAUGUGUCCGGAAAUUUUGAGCUGGGUAGAUGAUGAAAUUCACAUCAUGCAACAUAUGGACACAUGGAAGCUUCUAUAUUAUGUUAUUAAAUCUGGGGUUACAAAGGGUCAUGGGACAUGGGAGAAGUAAAAGAACAGCUUUAGGAAGCAGCGUUCACAUUGAACAGUGAAGUACUGCUGCACCUCUGCAGCAUGCUUCCUGAAGAAAGUGAGAUGAACUGUGACCCCAUUGGUUUCCCAUAUUAAUGAGCACAAUGUCUUCUUUUGUUGAAAUGUGUGGCUGUGCAGAGAUUGUAAGAUGCUUGGUGAGCCGUUUCACUGGGAUCAACCUUGUGAGUUUCUUUAAAUUCAACAUUUUUAAAUUAACGUACAGAGAAGUGCCAGCAUUGAUGUUAGACAGAGGCAAAGCUUGUCACACUGAUGUGCAUUAUGCCGUAUGUUCACUGGUGCUACUCCUAGUUUACUCAUUUUACAAUCUGAAAAGUUGAGUUUUUUUUAAGAAUGUAAUUCAAAGCUAAAUGAUUGUACAAUCUCAACACACAUCCUCGUAAAAGAGAUUUUUCAUAUUUUAGUGGGAGUCUUGUGCAUACGUUAUAGUUUAAUAUAUAGUGGAUGUGAUGAAUAGUCUGAUGACUGUAUAGUUGCAGAGUGGAACAGCAGAGCUUUUAAUUGUGAUAUGUAAACAUUGACAGAUUUGGUACACAGUCUUAUUACAGGUGCCUGCUCACUGCAAACAGCUGGCCAGCUGGAUGCAGUUACUGUAAUAACAGAAAUGUACUGAUUUAGUCUGAUGUUUUAUGUGGUUUUGCUGUCAUGUGCAUGUUGUUAAACGAGAAUGCAACUUCAGGUUUGUGGCUGGUCAGGUUUACUCACCUCUUCAGGCAGCACUGGAAUCACCUCUUUUGCUCUGAUAUUAAAUUAUGUCAAAAGUAAAUUAUUUUUUCAGCACCUUUCUCAUAAGUUGCUCUUCAACAUGACUUAAUAUUUUACUGAACAUACCAGAGUGCAGGGAAAAAAACUAGCAAAAGUGUUGUUAAAUAUAAUUAUGACAGACAAAAGCUACAAACAUGUUACAAUCAUGUUUAAUUUUUUUACUGCACUGGAAAAUUUCUCAGUGGAUCUUUAAUGCUAAAUGUCAAAGUAAUUAAACCUGCAGCACUGAAUGCUGCGUUUGCUUGCGCCCUGA
Molecule: messenger RNA, 4477 nt
Organism: Stegastes partitus (bicolor damselfish)
Lineage: Eukaryota; Metazoa; Chordata; Actinopteri; Pomacentridae
Gene: traf3ip2l
Product: TRAF3 interacting protein 2-like
Exons: 10
Coding region: 230-1540 (436 amino acids)
Biological process (GO): positive regulation of canonical NF-kappaB signal transduction; humoral immune response
Source: RefSeq, a predicted model, not a curated record